AUGGACCACCCAGCACAACUCACAGCGCGAUGUAGUUCUCGAGAUCAAUCACCCCCAUUGUCGACAUCCGAACGGGCACGAGCACUGGAGAUAUCGCGAUACUUUCAAGCGGCCGGCAUCAAAGGGAGUCAUGCCGCAAAUCAGCACAACCAAGGCGUGCGCCAUCCACCGGAUUCCACUCUGAUGGCGCUCGCCCAGCUCGGCUGCUAUCGAUUGGACACUAAAUGGGCCUAUGUCUCCCUCCUCGAUUGCGACUCUCAGUUCAUCAUCAGCGAGGCUACCAAAUCCAUUUCCUUGUCGAGUCCCGGCAAGCACGACCCGGACGAUGGCCUCAUGCUCGGCUUUACGCGAAACCCACUGAGUUACGGCGUGUGUCCUGAAACCAUCGAGAUCUUCACUGCAGACGCCAACGACGACCGUGCAAUCACGACCAAGAACAUCACCGCCGACAAGACGCGGUACCUGGUCCGUGACUUCACCGCUGAUGAGGAGUUCCGCAACAAGCCAUAUGUGGUGGGCGCGCCGUACAUGCGCAGCUACGCCGAAGUCCCUUUGACGAGCUCUUCCGGCUACGUCCUGGGCUCAUAUUGUGUCGUCGACAACAAGCCUCGCGAUUUUGGCGACGCCGAAGUCACCAUUCUGGGGGAUAUCGCAGCCACCAUCAUGGACCAUCUCGACCUGAUCAAAAGCAAGUUUGAGCGGAACCGUGCAGAGAGGCUUGUCUGCGGCCUGUCAUCCUACUUGGAACAUGGCUCAAACAACCAAGCACCCCACCCCGGUUCUUUAGCAGCUGCGCCGAUCGCCACAGCACGCCCGAGACAAGUCACGGCCCCGAAAUCUGGUGCAUCGUCGUCGGCGGCAAAGUCUGACCUCGACUCUGCCGUGUCGUCUAGCGCGAUAAGAGCGACAACAAGACAAGGUUCUCAUCCUUCAACACCAGCCACGAGUCCCAUUCGAACGGAGUCGAGUACAUCUGACUACUUUUCACAGUCUGCAGAGAAGCUACCGGCGCAGGAGGAGAACCAACCAUCUCCACCAGACUUGGAAUCUCCACCAGACUUGGAACAGCCAUCUCCACCCGACGUAGGCGCUGCCGCCAAUGCCAACAACACGUUUGCGAAAGCUGGAGAGCUUCUACGGCAAGCUUUGGACCUCGAAGGCCUGGCAUUCCUCGACGCCGGCGUCCACGAUGGCACACAGAGUGGAGUCGGUCGCCAAAGACGCAGAAAUUCCGUCCAUGAGGAUGGUGGGAUAAGCUGUGGUCUGCUCAGCUACUCCGGCUCGGAUAGAGAAGAUCCAGACGAUUCAUCCAUGUCGAGUCGGUAUGCCAACUUCAGCCACAAGUUAUUGUAUCAAAUGCUCGACGAUCACCCUUUUGGCAAUGUGUUCUGCUUCGACCAGAUCGGCGAGAUUUGCACUGGCACGGGCGGUCUCGAGUCCAAGUACAUCAGACGAUCCAGCGUCAUCGCCAGAGGACUCACUGAGGACGCCACUCCUAGUGCCAGUGUUGCCGAGCAGUUAUCCGCUUAUGCGACACCCGGAAGCUCCAUCAUCUUCCUUCCGCUCUGGGACUUCCAACAGGGCAGGUGGUUUGCGGCUGCAAUAGGAUGGACUAACAAUUCCGCUCGUGUGCUGGAAAGUACUGAUCUCAGCUACUUGACGGCUUUUGGUAAUUCCAUCAUGGCAGAAGUGCUCAAUCAGCAGGCCACGGCACUGUCUGCGGCCAAGUCCGACUUCAUCGCGUCUGUAUCGCAUGAGCUACGUUCUCCUCUUCAUGGUAUCCUGGCCAGCAUCGAGCUUCUUCGAGAUACGAUGGAUGUCACUCCAGAAGCAGCCGCAAUGCUGGAUAAUGCGAAUGCGUGCGGGAGUAUGCUUCUGGACACCAUGAACCAUCUUCUUGAUUUUGCCAAAAUCAACCGCCUGACGACGAGCUCCAACACUACCACCGAUGGCAACGACAAUGCAAGACUGGCGACAGUCAACAUCAGCGGUCUGGUGGAAGAGGUAGUUGAGGGUAUGUAUUGUGGCAGUCUAGGUCAAGCGAAGCACGACGAGGGAGAGCAGCUGCAUAUUACCGACACAAAGACACUGGAGAAUGCUUCAAAGGUUGUCGUGCUCCUCGACAUCGACCCAUCGGCCAACACCAUUGUUCGGACCGAGAAGGGUGCCUGGAAACGCAUCGUCAUGAAUCUUUACGGGAACGCUUUCAAGUAUACGAGUGCAGGGCACAUCUUGGUGCAGGUCAAGCUCGUCAAAACACCCGGAGCGGAUGAGUCGGCGGACGACUUCACGCCCUACUUCACACUGCGGGUCAGCGAUACUGGCAGGGGCAUGUCUCCCGACUUCCUGAAGCACAAGCUGUUUACUCCAUUCAUGCAGGAGAACAAUCUCUCCCCUGGCACUGGUCUGGGCCUGUACAUUGUCCAGCAGCUGGCUCAAAGUCUUGAUGGCACUGUCGAAGUCGAGAGCGAGCUGAAUGUCGGAACCACUGUUUCGUUGCGCAUACCGCUUGGUGUGAAGACCCAGCUACAGUCGACCGCUCAAGAAUCUCGUGCUUCAUUGGAUCCUGAACGAAGGCUCCUGCACUCCCCGCUUGCUCUGGUGUUUCCGAACAAGGAUGGCAUUGAUCCAGAUCGAACACCUGGAGCCAGCAGCGUUCAGCCAGACAACUCGACUGCGCUCAAAACGCUGAGCAACAUCAUCGAGCAAUGGCUGGGAAUGGAGGUUCACCAUCCAGCCUCUACUACCGACAAACCACAAAUUGGCGGGCACGAACUCAGUCUCAUCAGCACCAACGGUGAUCCAGCUUUGCCGUGGACGUUGAAGUUGCAGAGGACAGCAAACGGCGCUGGACCGUCGAAUGAAGAUUCCUCUGUCGUGGAAAGGAGGCUUUGCCAUCCCUUUGGUCCUCGUAAACUGUCAAAAGCUCUGCUCCAGAUUCUGGAUCCCACUGCGUCUCCUCGGACGUCACCUGAACGAGAUCACACCAUACACGACAAUGAAACUAAAGCCGGCCGUACACUCCUUCCGAAUCGGCCACCAACACCCAAGCUCAACACAGCCAAGACAGAUUCAAAGCUCAUCAGCAAUGGGCCCAGCCAUAACAUGGAUGGUGAAUCGCGCCCUGACUCCCGCCAUGCUACAGGCCGCCAUACGCGCCGCAUCAACACCGAGCCCCAGCCCUCAUGGGAACACAACCGCUACAACCACCUUCUCCUGGUAGACGACAACCCCAUCAACCUCCGCGUGCUCGCCUCCUGCGUGAAGAAGCAAGGCUGUACCUUCAAGCAAGCGACCAACGGACAAGAAGCACUGGACAUGUACAAGGAGGCACCGCAGAGUUUUGACCUCAUCUUUAUGGAUCUAUCAAUGCCGGUGAUGGACGGCUGUACCUCCGCGCGGAUGAUUCGGGCAUUUGAGAAGGAGAUGGAGGUGGGAAGGUCGUACAUUGUUGCUCUGACUGCGCUGGGGUCGGAUGUUUCGAAGCAGCAGGCUUUUACGAGUGGGAUCGAUGCGUUUAUGACGAAGCCGAUUUCGUUGAAGGAUAUUCGGGAGUUGCUUGCUGAGUGA
Molecule: messenger RNA, 3570 nt
Organism: Saxophila tyrrhenica
Lineage: Eukaryota; Fungi; Ascomycota; Dothideomycetes; Mycosphaerellales; Extremaceae
Exons: 2
Coding region: 1-3570 (1189 amino acids)
Biological process (GO): phosphorelay signal transduction system; protein autophosphorylation
Cellular component (GO): plasma membrane
Molecular function (GO): phosphorelay sensor kinase activity; histidine phosphotransfer kinase activity
Source: RefSeq, a predicted model, not a curated record